AUGGUUCUCGCGUCCUCGCGCGCAUACACGCAUAUCGACGCGAAGGUCGACGCUAUUACGAAGCUCCAGGCCGAGUUCGAGGCGGGCACCGAGAUCCCGGACCCCGACGCACUCGUGCAAGUCCUGAAGGCGUGCCUGCGCAUCUCGAACCAACACCUAACCACUGCGACGCUCUCGGCCCUCCCUCCGUGCAUCCCGCUGCUCGUGACGCGCCACCCUGCGCAGAUCCCGCUGCCGUCCUCGUCGACCUCGCCCGCCGCGUCGACGUCGUCCGCCACGUCGUCUCCGGUGGACGCACACGCCCUCCGGCAGGUGCUCACGCAGCUCAUGCCCGCGGGCGGGGGCGUCGUCGACCGCCUGGGAGACAGCCGGGAGCGUGCGAGGGAGAAGGCGCGCGAGACCCUCGUCGUCAUGGGCGGGUUCGCGUUCCGGGCGGGCAGCACGGGCUCGCACAUGGGCCGGUCGCGUGACGGGAAGGGCCCGGAGAGCCCUCUUCACCUCUUCGAGCGGUUCCUGCGCGAGGGCGGGAUGACGAGCAAGGUUGCGCGGGUGCGCGAACAGGCGAUAUUGACACUCGUGCACGUGCGGCGCACGCAUCACCUGUUCCCGCUCCGCCCGUACCUGCCGCACUUGGUCGACGCGAUGGAGGACACGGACCCGACGGUGCGCGAGUGCGCGAAGCAGUCCGUCGUCGAGCUGUUCACCGGGCCGGGGGCCACCGACGCCGCACGCGCGGACCUCAAGAAGGAGAUGGCGAAGAAGGGCGUCCGGAAGACCAUCGCGGACGGCAUCCUCGCCAGGGUGCUCGCAGGGGGUGCUGGGGCAAGCACGCCUGGGACGCUGAGCGACGCCGGAUCGGAGAACGGGGACCUCGCAGGGGCAGCCAGGGAGUACGUCCCGCCGAGCAUCGCACUGAUGAAUAGGAGACCUGGGCCCACGGUCGCUGGUACCGCUAGCGGCACGAUGUCCCGCGUGGUCAGUCAAGGGAACGCACGUAGUGAGAUCCCCAGGCCAGCCAGUCGCGCCGCGGUGAUGUCCCCGUCCGGAGAGGGUCCUUCCGCCGCCGCCGGUGCAGGAUUCGACGCGAAGGCUGUCUACAUUGCUUCGAGCCGCGACCUUGAGAACGAGUUCGCUUCGAUGCUACGGCCGUUUGAGGGAAAGGAGACGGAACACAACUGGGCCGACCGCGAACGCGCGAUCCAGAGGGUCCGCGGUAUGUUGAAGGGAGAUGUCCACGAACGGUAUACAGACACGUUCCUGCACGGCUUGAAGAAUGGUUUCAUGGAGGCCUCGCUCAAAACGCUGGCAAGUCUGCGUACGACGGUCUCUGCGAACACUUGCGCACUCUAUAGCGAGCUCGCUAUCGCCCUUGGCACCGCACUGGACCCGUUCUGCGACCUACUGUAUACCAAUCUUCUCAGGAUGGCGAACCUCACGAAGAAAAUUGCGGCACAGAUCUCGCAGGCGACUGUCGCUACUCUCAUCCAGCACACGUCGGCCCAGCCCAAGACCCUCCUCCCCCUGUUCUGGAACACGCUGCAAGACAAGGCAAUCAACACCCGCGCAUAUGUUGUUGCUCACGUGAAGACAUUUCUGGAAGUCCAUGGCGCGCGCUCAGCUCAUGCCAUUGAGAGCCACGGCGCCAUCGAUCACCUCGAGAAGAUUGUCAAGAAGGCGCUCGGCGAUGCCAAUGCUGGGGUGCGGGACAGUGCGCGGCAAGUCUUUUGGAUUUUCCAUGGGAUCUGGCCAGAGCGUGGCACUGCGAUCCUGCACUCCCUAGAAUCGGUGGCGCGCAAGCAGUUGGAGAAGGCGUGUCCGAACCCUGACGCGCUAGCCGCCUUGGCCACAGUCACGACGCCGCCCAAGACCAAGAAGAGCAGCGUCGCGGCCGCAAUUGCUGCUAGCCGAGCCAAAGCCAAAGCCAUCGCGACCGCGCCUCCAUCCUUGAGACACCAGGCGACGUCGACGUCCCAUACAAUCCGCGCGACGUCGCCACCAACGAGACGGCCGACUUCCCCUGCGCUAUCCACGAGCAGCUCCACCAGCGCUGUCCGCGCUACAUCCCCUGUUUCGCGCUCGUCUCCGCCGAGAUCCAGGAUCCUUUCCGGCGGCACAAUCUCUCGGUCAACAAGUGCCAAUGUAGUCUUGAGCACGAGUACAAGCACCCCGCGGAGCCCUCCCAGGCAGGCUCAGAGCGGCUCGCCGCCGUCGCCUACACCCGACCAAACAUUCCACCGGCGCCUGUCCUCACCACGCACGCCCCUGAGCCCUUCUCCUCCCACUUCAAACUCAACGUUCCGGAAGGCAGUCGAGACGGCGUUACCGGCGUCUCCUGUCCAUCCCGUCACCAGUCUUGCAGCCUCUCCAACCCCACGGCCGCCCAAAGUUGGCGCGGCGGCAGUGCCCGUCUUCCAUCGUGAGUCGCUAUCUAUAGCAGGCCUGCACCAGCUCGCCGGGUCCGAGGAGGAGUCUCUGCUUUUGGCGACGAACAUCCCCGUGCCUGAAGACAGCGACUCAGAUAUGGACAUGGACGAGUCCGUCAACCUCAUAUCGUUUUCCACGCCGUAUGAGGUUUACCCGCCCGCACCGCGAUCAACUUCGCAGGCAAACUCGUUCUCGCCCGUGUCCACGGGGUCCAAGCGGCCGCUGUUUUCCAAUGCGCUGUCGACAGGGACAAGCUCGCCGCCGGCAGGCGUCGCCCAACCGAUCGUUGAAGAUGCUAUGCGUGCGAGGGCGGAGCAGGCCGAGAGCGCGGCCGAACGCCUGCUUGAGCUUGUUGAGCCCGAAGAGGAGGACGCGCAUCCGUCUCCGCUCCCGGCCGCCCUCUUGCUGCGCAAUGGGGAGGGCCAGGGUGGAAGGCCUAAACCUAGGACGAGCAGUGAGAGUGAGAGCAGCGUUCCCACAGUCCCGAAGACACCAAUCAACAGACGGAGUGCCGCAAUCAUCAUGCAGCGGGCGGCGCUGUUCCAGGACAGCCCGGCCUACAAUGGGAAAUCGUCUUCCCUCUUCUCGAUGGUUGACGGCCGGGACAGCGCGCGGCAGUGGUGGGCGAAGAGAAUGGCGCUGCUCAAGAUGCCAACACCACACGAGGACAGCGGGACCCCGGAUAGGGAGGAAACCCUCAGGUCGUUCAUUGCGGCGCUGGAGCAAGAUACCGCGGACGUCGCCGUGCUCACGAAGCUCGCCCAGCUGUGCAUCCAGAAUCCCGUUAUAGAGUCGCUCUCACCCGUUAGCCCGGCUUUCUCCGCCCCUCUCACUCCGUCACCGCUUGAUGGAUCUGCGCGGCAGCUAGCCCAGAGUAAGUCUGCUUACUGGACACAGGAUAGACUGUUCGAUCAGUUGUUCAAUGCAUUGGUCCGAUUUUUGGACCCUCUGAAGAAUGCCGAAGAACUAGAGUACGGCUUGAUCGUUUUGUGGGAAAUGCUGGAGAACCAGGCGCCUCUCCUCGAGGGGCGCGAAGCUGACAUUUUCGGCGUGCUUCUGCAAAUCAGAUACUGCGGGCAGAUGAACGUGAUGCAAGCGACCAACUUCUUCCGAGACACGCUCACGAGUCGCAUUGAACCCGUGUAUGGGCUGACGACCCUGCAUGCGGCGCUGCGUGCGUUCCGGGAUGCGCCCCUUCCUCCUUCGGCGACCACGGAGAUUAGGGAUGGCACGUAUGCCUUCGGCCUGAUCGCCCUUGGCAAAUUUUUCCUGCGUCUCCCAGCGGAGGUGCUGGAAGAGGAAUUACCUCGAUUACGGUUCACCCUCAUCUCGGCCUUGACGGAGAGCUCAGGUACGAGUGCGCUGGCUGUGCGCGAGGCCGCCACCGCGGCGACCAUCGCUGCCCAGAUGAUCCUUCGCGACGAGACCCAUCUCUUCACGCUUCUCGAUGGCCUUCCGGACGAGAAGAAGAAUCUUCUCACGUACAUGUUUGACAAACAUGGAGCGCGGGGUCCCAUCAGCGGGGCCGUGAUGUCCCCGAUGGAUAAACUGGAACGCGAGAUGCGCAGGAUUGACGGCCGUCUGAGCACACCGCGCCGCGUUUAG
Molecule: messenger RNA, 4029 nt
Organism: Dichomitus squalens LYAD-421 SS1
Lineage: Eukaryota; Fungi; Basidiomycota; Agaricomycetes; Polyporales; Polyporaceae
Exons: 11
Coding region: 1-4029 (1342 amino acids)
Biological process (GO): mitotic spindle assembly
Cellular component (GO): mitotic spindle midzone; mitotic spindle; cytoplasmic microtubule
Molecular function (GO): microtubule binding
Source: RefSeq, a predicted model, not a curated record